Molecule: messenger RNA, 4025 nt
Organism: Caenorhabditis auriculariae
Lineage: Eukaryota; Metazoa; Nematoda; Chromadorea; Rhabditida; Rhabditidae
Source: the annotation of a GenBank genome assembly
AUGAACCGGCUUCCACUAUUCCUUCUCAUCAUACUCUUGUUUUCGGUAGGUUUUUUUUUCUGCUGUAUUUUGAUGAUUUGCUACAUAGGCAACGUCGGAAGGACCCUCCGAGGGUCCAUAAAGGACCAUAGAAAUGUUCCUUUUAGGGUGAAGAAGGCUCUCUUUUUGCUGCCUUUUUGCACCAUUUUCUCAGCCCUUAUGCACCAUUUUUGCUGCCUCUCUGUUUCUCCACCAUUUCUCGAGCCUUUAAAAUCCCAGAAAAAUGGAAGGCUCGAUAAAGGGAGUCUCUUUACUGCCUUUCGCUGCCUUUUUGCUGCCGUUCGCUGCCUUUUUGCUGCCUGUCUGCGGCCUUUUUUGAGCCUCUCCCUUUUAGCAGCCAUUAUACACCAUUCCGACUUUGCCCGAGAUGGUACUAAUAAUUUUCGCUGGACAUGUGACCGUUAUAAUUUGAUAACGAAAGCCCUUUGAGAACAGGAUUUUCGAGCUUCAAGCAACAAUUUCUCUUACAAAGAAGACCAUUCAACUUCAAUAGGUUCAAAAAUUUGUAUGUCUCAAUUAGUAAAACUUUUAAUUUUUCGAGCUCCAGAAAAGCUACUCAUAAAAAUUGGAUUUUGUUAAUGGAAAAUCUCAGAAGUUACAUGCUAGAGUUUCUGACAGGGAACUGUAUUUUUACUUUUUGGUCCGCAAUCUCCUGAAAUCCAGCCAGGAUAACGCAAUAGAGGGUCUGAAAAUUGUACCCUUUUUGUUUUUUUUUUUUUCGAGAGAUGAUACCUUUAACAAAGUAAUCAAAAUCAUCUGAAAUAGGCCAUUUUGGCUACGAGUCCUCGUUUCUCGAACACUAGAAAUUUAUGCUGGUGGAAACUAACAGGAUCACUUUAUUUGAUACAUCAAAGAGUAUUCUGGUCUUUUUUUUCAAAACUUUCAACUCUAAUAUCAAAUUAUCCGUGAGCGAAUUGAAUAAAAACAAUUAUUUCAAGCAUAGCAUAAAAUGACAGUCACUUUUAGGAAGAGUAAGAAUUAAUAAUUCGUCUCUCUUGAACUUCAAUCAAUCCUGAAAUAGGCAGUUUUAAAACGAAGUCGCCGUACACGAAUUGUUUGUUCCGUGUUCGCGACCUACUGAGACUGAAGGGCCGAUCGGCCUGAAAGAAAAAAUAACAAAUACUAUAUAACGAGAGGUUUCUGGAGAGAUGCGAUAGAAAAUAAUGAUUCCACUGGCCUUUCAGAAUCGCAUUCAUGAAGUUUUUCAGACAGAAACUAUCGGGGCAGCAUCGAAGUUUGACAACGAAGUGUUUGGAGUGCCACAGAUAACCUGUGAGAAAGACGAAAUAGUCGUGGAAGUCGAGACGAAGCGGCCGUUCAACGGGAGGAUCUUCGUCAAAGGCGACUACGCCAAUUCCAAAUGCGUCCGCAACUAUUCACAUGGGCGGCAUGUUGAGGAGCUCGUCAAAUGUUCGUUUGGAAAAGUAUAUAUCUGGGUUCAUGGACACCUUUCAGCCUUUUUAUGUAUAAACUUUCCGUAAAUUAUUCCAGGAGAGUGUGCAGAUAAUCUGUGAAAAGGUUAAUUAGGUCUUUCAUUUUUCAGCGGAUGAGCCGAAUAGCGAUUCGCAGGUCGCAAGCGAACGACGCGACUCGCGGCUGUUCCAAGCCGGCGAACCGGAGAACGUUGAGGACACGGGAUCAAGAAAAGAAAAGGACGAAGGCGACUUUGUCGAUUCCGUUGGACAGCGAUGGAAAGGCUUUGGAGGCGUUACCACCAAAGGUCGUGGCGUCUUCAGCGGUUCUAGAGGUACUCGUCAUUCCCCACUAGUUAGGCUUUUCUUUUUUUUUUUAGAAGAACCAUCAAAGUUGGAGAUAAACACUCUACGAAUUUUUGACAAAGGAUCUUCUAAAUCGUUGGUGCAUCAUUUUCUAAACUUACCACCAAGGGAUUUUACAGAGAUUCUCAAAACGGAGAGUCCUCCAGCAGCUGCAGCAAGACCUGCGAGCCAUGCGUCUGCGGAGACGUCCGAGAGACCCGACGCCGUCGCCAAGUAAAUCGAAUCGCCCUCCAAGUUCCGCUCAACUCUUGCAACUCCAAAAGGGAUCGAACUGUAUGCUCUCAAAAACUCCUUUGCCACCUUCCCUUCAAGUUUCUUCUUCAAGCCGCUUGGCAUCGUGCCAAGUCUUCGAAAGCAAUCUGGUUUCCAUAAUUGGUCUCCGAAAACCUUUCUUUCUGAAUAAUUUCCAUCUCGAGUUCCUCUUUUCUUCAGUGUAGACGAGAAGCAACAAAGGAAAAUUGGUGACGUUGUUUUGAUAUUUUUUCUAGAAAUACACAACUGGAUUUUUCGAGGUCAGACCAAAAAUUUCUCGAGGUAAAAAAUAUUGAAAAUUUCUUUAAUAUACAUCCGUGAAAUCGCUGAAAAUGUGUCUUCAAGAAUAUGGGGUGCUAUCGAGUUUUGAAAAGAAGUGAUUUAUUCAAAGAAGUAAAUACUCCAAAAAGUGAGAAAAAAAAACAUUUUUCGUUCAAGUAACGUACGUAAGGAAGCCCAAAAAUGUAAGCGGAUCACUUUUUCUAUUAAUUUGGCAUACGCUCAAAUAGAAAAGCUGAUGAGCCGAAAAAUUCUUUUCCUUGAGGAUUCUCUUUUUAUUCAAAAUAUGACUGAUGUAUGAAUAGUUUUUAUUGUAUUGUGGGUGGAAACGGCCCGAAAAUAAGCAAAUUUUGAUUUCAGCUGAAUCCGCCAUCACUGGUCGUUUCUUUCGUGGCGGUGGUCUCGUUCCACGACUCCUUCAUCACCAAACUCGACAAGGCUUACCACAUUCAGUGUGCAUACACCGAGACGGACAAACUCGUAGCAACGGAACUAAACGUCAGGUUUGGCUGGACUUUUUCGAUAAGUUAGAAGGUCAAAAAAUUCUGCGCAGAAAAUGAAUUUAAUGAACCUCAGGAAAUAUUUCAAAAAAGCCGACCUAAAAUUUUUCCGAGGCUGAAGUUUUUUUUUCCGUAAGCCAGAAAUUUUUAUAGCUUAAUUCGGAUCUUACCCUAUGAUAGGCUAUGAGAAAAACUUGCAGUAUGUCGCCGGAAGUUGACGUCACUGGAACUGUGAGUCCUCCGAGCUGCAACUACAUGAUAUCGGGAGAGGACGGAGCGGCGGUCCACAACACCUUGGUUGGACAACUCGUUCGCCACCGCUGGGACUGCGCCGACGGCUUCGGCAUGUUCCGGAUGCUCGUCCACGACUGCUUCGUCGAGGACGGCACUGGCCAGGCUUACCAGGUUAUCGACGCCAAUGGGUCAGUUUCACGAAACAGGUUUGCCGGAGAAGAAAUGUUUUCAGCUGCACUUCCGACAAGCACAUGCUCCAAACGCCUAUCUAUAACAAGGAUGGUCUCAUUGCGACGGUCGACGCCUACAUUUUCAAGUUCCCUGACAGGUAGGGCUGGAGCUACGGAACGGAAUGACUGAUCCAUGCUCUAUAGGACAAACGUCGACUUUCGGUGUUCCAUAACGUUCUGCUCGGUUGAAGACGGAGAAUGCGAAGAAUUUUCGGUGAGAUCUCUUCAUGAAUCCUAAUUGUUUGCGUCAUCCAGCCUCCACGUUGCGACGGCGAGAGUAUCUCGAGGCGGCAAAAGAGGUCGACCCGAAAGAUGCCCUCCUUGAGUCUUCAUUCCAAUGAACUCACCGUGCUCGAUGUUGAUGUGAAAAGUAAUGAAGGUGAGAGCAGAGUUUUCAGUUUUGGUGCCAAAAGUUCCAGCUCAAUAUAAAUAGACCUUUUUUUUUGUAAAAAUCGAAACAACGAUCGAAAACGUUUACUUGCUCAACCAUACUCUGAAAAAGACAGUGCUCUUCAACCUGCAUCAUUGAACUGGAUUCUGCAGAACUGCCACAGCGAUGGACUCUGCUACCGGCCGAAGACUCUUCGUUCUGCCUGUCGGUCGGCGGAUUCGGCGUCCUUGUCUCGGCGUCGACGUUCCUCUCCACAAUUUCCGCUAUCGUCGUUUUCGCCUACGUCUACAUGCGGCACUCUGAGAACUCCAGCACUUGCUGA